AUGCGGCGGCGGUGGUGUCGGCAGCAGCAGGCGGAGGAGCGGGGAGCGAUGCGGUGCUGCGCGGCGGGGCCGUGGCCGCACAGUGCCCUCACCACGCUUCUGCUGACAGCUUUUUUGCUAAGCUCUGCUGAUGGCAAUAAUGGAACUGUUAACUGGACGACUAAGCGAGCCCACAGUUAUGUUAUCAGCAGAAUAAAGGCUGUUCAGAAGAAUGUGUACACAAUUCUGUCUAAGGUGCACUCUGAUCGGAAUGUAUACCCUUCUGCUGGAGUUCUGUUUGUUCAUGUUUUGGAGAGAGAGUACUUUAAGGGGGAAUUUCCUCCUUACCCAAAGCCUGGUGAAAUAAGUAAUGAUCCAAUAACAUUUAAUACCAAUUUAAUGGGUUACCCUGACAGACCUGGAUGGCUACGCUACAUACAAAGGACACCAUACAGUGAUGGAGUGCUAUAUGGCUCACCAACUGUAGAAAAUGUGGGCAAGCCAACCAUCAUUGAGAUCACUGCAUAUAACAGGCGUACCUUUGAAACAGCAAGACACAAUUUGAUCAUUAAUAUAAUGUCAGCAGAAGAUUUUCCUUUACCGUAUCAAGCGGAAUUCUUCAUAAGGAAUAUGAAUGUAGAAGAAAUGUUAGCAAGUGAAGUUCUUGGUGACUUCCUUGGAGCAGUGAAAAAUGUAUGGCAGCCAGAACGCUUGAAUGCUAUAAACAUUACUUCAGCCCUUGACAGGGGAGGGAGAGUUCCACUUCCAAUUAAUGACAUGAAAGAGGGUGUGUAUGUGAUGGUUGGGGCAGAUGUUCCUUUCUCUUCGUGUUUACGAGAAGUGGAAAACCCACAAAAUCAGCUGAGAUGCAGUCAAGAAAUGGAGCCUGUAAUAACCUGUGAUAAAAAAUUUCGUACUCAGUUCCAUAUUGACUGGUGUAAAAUCUCUCUGGUUGACAAUACAAAACAAGUUUCCACCUUUCAGGAAGUGAUUCGUGGAGAGGGAAUAUUACCUGAUGGUGGAGAAUACAAGCCACCUUCUGAUACACUGAAAAGCAGAGACUAUUACUCGGAUUUCCUAAUUACACUGGCAGUGCCCUCGGCAAUAGCACUGGUGCUUUUUCUAAUACUUGCCUAUAUCAUGUGCUGCCGACGGGAAGGAGUGGAAAAGAGAAACAUGCAAACACCAGACAUCCAGUUGGUGCACCACAGUGCUAUACAGAAAUCAACCAAAGAGCUCCGUGACAUGUCCAAGAACAGAGAGAUCGCGUGGCCGCUUUCCACGCUGCCCGUGUUCCACCCGGUGACGGGCGAGAUCGUCCCGCCCCUGCACACGGACAGCUACGACAACACCAGCAUGCCUCUGAUGCAGACACAGCAGAACCUGCCACAUCAGACUCAGAUUCCACAGCAGCAGAGUGCAGGAGAAUUUCGUAUGACAACAUUUCAAAGAUUUGAGGUAAAUGGUAUUCCUGAGGAAAGAAAACUAACAGAAGCAAUGAAUUUGUAA
This is a messenger RNA of Cinclus cinclus, 1488 nucleotides long. RefSeq names its product sarcoglycan epsilon (gene SGCE). Gene Ontology annotation, cellular component: membrane; sarcoglycan complex. The transcript has 13 exons. NCBI's taxonomy places the organism in Eukaryota, Metazoa, Chordata, Aves, Passeriformes, Cinclidae. The record is from RefSeq and is a predicted model, not a curated record. Bases 1 to 1488 code for a protein of 495 amino acids.